Messenger RNA from Schistosoma spindalis, 2181 nucleotides. The record is from the annotation of a GenBank genome assembly. NCBI's taxonomy places the organism in Eukaryota, Metazoa, Platyhelminthes, Trematoda, Strigeidida, Schistosomatidae.
GUACAAACAGUAAUGUUAAUAUAUAUCAGUUAAACAUUAUUUACACAAUAAAAAUUAUGGACGUUACUUAACUCAGCAGGCUUGUACGUGCUCAGGUUGAGUUUUGUACCAGAAUCCACAAUUAUAGAUGAUUGAUAGUUCCAGUAAGACUGUUGUCCUUCCAGUGAUAUUACCAAAUGUAGAAUAUGAUCUAAAUUUGGUUGCAGUCUAUAAAUGUAGACAGUAGGUGAUUUAGAGUUCAGUUAUCACAAUCACGAGCAGUGGAGAACAACAUAAUAGAUAAGUAUAGUGAUAUGAUUAAUCAUAAUUAUGAAACAAAUAAUUAUUCUUUUUAUAGAAUAAAUUAUGGUCGUCAGUGGAAUAUUGAACAUGCAUCUAAUUUUAUUCGAGACCUGUCCGUUGGAUAAACCUAUUUCCUAUUGUUGAUGAUCACACCUAGAAUUGAAAUUAUUAACUUACGCUAAAAAACGUCCAACGCAUUACUCAAUCAGCUAAAUGCAACAACUAGAAUUUCCUAAAUUGUCUCAUUGUGAAAAAGAAAACAUAUUCAUAAAGAAUUUCUUAUCUACUCAGUCAACAAAUUCUAUAUUUUAUGCAUUUAAUAGUCAAGCUGCUAAAAAUGCAGUACAUUUUGCAAUAAAUCUUAAUGAAGAUAAUAAUAUAUCAAUUUCAAAAAUACUAUUUCUUGAUAGUUAUGUUAACAUGUCAACCGGUGUGAUUUCAUCAAUUUUACUAAAUCAAAUUUGUGGACCAUAUCCAACAUUUUCCGAAUUAUAUAAUGAUAUAUUUGAUUAUAUUAUACAUACCUAUCUUUUACCUAUAUUAAUGAUUUUUGUGUUAAUUACUAAUUUCUUUGUUUGUUUAGUUCUUAGUAAACCACAAAUGAGAUCACCUGUUUUUUUCUUAUUAUUUCUUAUUGGUAUUGUGGAAUUAACAAAUUGUUGUUUACCAUUACCAAUGUAUAUUGCUCAAAGUAUUUAUAAACGUACUGCAUGGUGGACUAAUUUACCAAUUAAAAAUUUUACAAUUACUAAAAAUUUACUUAAUAAUACAAAUUGGGAAUUAGCACCAUAUGAUUAUUAUCAAACUAGUGAUAAUAUAAUUGCUAGUGAAGCAUCAGCUUGGUCAACAGUAUUUCUUCCAACUAUAACACAUACAAUAUCAGUAUGGUUAACAGUUGCUUUAGCUUUACAACGUGUUAUAAAUUUAACAACAUUUAAUUUAACAUCAAAAAUAUGUAAUAUAUCUUCUACAGGAAAAAUUUUCAUAAUCAUAUCAUGUAUGGCUAUUACUUUACAUUGGCCUUUAAUAUCUUCAAGAUUUAUAUUAUUUCAACCUAUUCAAUUGAAAUCAUUUAUAGUUGAAAAUAGUUUACAUGACAACAAAGAAGUUAAUUCAAUUCGUUGUCUAUUAAACAUUAUAGAUAAUUUACCUAAUAUUGUAAUGAAAUGUCAUUUAAUUAAACCAGUAUAUAUGAUAUUUUAUUUCUAUGCACGAAUUGUAUUAAUACAUAUAUUACCAUGUGGAAUACUUAUUGGAUUAACUAUAAUACUUGUUAUAAAAAUGCAUAGUAUCAUUAAAUUAAGAACACGUCUUGGUUUAAGACAAAAAACGAAUACCCAUAAUAAUAAUAAUAAUGAUAAUACUAAUAUUAUAUAUACAUCGACUUCUAAAAAAUCCUCUAUCAAUCCUCAAGCAAUAUCUCGUAUGCUUAUUGUAGUUUUAUUAAAAUUUAUAGCAAUGCAUUUACCAAAUGCUAUUGUUUUAACUAUAUAUGUAUUAAGAAGAAUGUGGAAAGUGGAGAAUUUCAUACAAAUUAACAAUGAAGAAACAUUGAUAGAGACAACAAACACCAUAACCACCACCACCACCACAACAACAACAACAACAACAACAGAAGAAUUGGAUAAUAAACAAAUUUAUUUAACAUUUGAAUAUAAUUAUACAAUAAAUAAAUCAAUUAAUCUUUUAGAAACUAAUCAAAAUAUACAAUUUAAUAAAAUUAAUUAUCCUAAUAUUACUGAUGAUUAUUUAGGUAAAGCUGUACUAUUAUGUAAUCUUGUUAUACUUGUAUCAUAUCAAUUAAAUUUUGCCAUCUAUUAUAUAAUGUCUACACAAUUUAAAGAAACAUUUAAUAAUUUAUAUUUUAUUAAAUAUUUCACUAUGAUAAAUAGGAAUUAA